Molecule: messenger RNA, 653 nt
Organism: Homarus americanus (American lobster)
Lineage: Eukaryota; Metazoa; Arthropoda; Malacostraca; Decapoda; Nephropidae
Gene: MED22
Product: mediator of RNA polymerase II transcription subunit 22-like
Exons: 4
Coding region: 155-583 (142 amino acids)
Biological process (GO): regulation of transcription by RNA polymerase II
Cellular component (GO): mediator complex
Molecular function (GO): transcription coregulator activity
Source: RefSeq, a predicted model, not a curated record
AAUUUUGUUCUGGCUAUAGUCAGAUGAUUUUAUUCAGGUUAGGGAAACCUCUAGGGAAAACUUCUGAGAACACCAAUACCAUCGGAAGGAAUUGUUCAAUUUCGUUAAUUUUUUUUCACAUGUUCUUAUCAUUACAUGACAGUUACAGAUCAUAAUGGCCCAACAAGGCAAACAGCCACAAGGUCGGGAAGCACUCCUUAAGUCUUACAAUAGAAGACUUAAAGAUGAUGUAAAGUCCAUCCUUGAUAAUUUUAUGGAGAUUGUGAAGCUCGGGGUAGUAGAAGAGGAGACACAGAUCGGAAGAAUGACUCAGGUGGAGGAAAUAAAUUUCCAGAUUCAAGUACGAUCUGCUAAUAUGGUCAGAGCAGCAGAAUCGUUGAUGAAGCUGGUUGCAGAUGUUAAGCAGUACCUCAUCCUUAAUGACUUCCCUUCUGUCAAUGAAGCCAUAACUCAAAACUCGCAGAUUUUCAAAACAAGGAGUCAAGAAGCAGACCAGAAGCUGAUGGCAUUGCGGGAUGACAUGGCCUCAGACCUUUAUGAAUUAGAAGAAGAAUUUUAUUCCUCCAUAUAUAAAGAAAAGUGAAAUUAUCAGUCAGUAUAUUAAAAGGUGAAUUCUCUUCUGUAUGAUUUUGAAUAAAAGUUGUUUAAUUUUG